AUGUCGCGUCCAUUGAAGCAAAGAGAAAUCGCCUGCGCCCGCUGCUUUCGUUUAAAGCGGAAAUGUGAUCACGCAAAGCCUACAUGUGGCGAAUGUCGCCGGAAAGGCGCUGAGUGUUUACCGGCCCGGUCCCGCAGGACGGGCGACAGUAUAACGGUUCCAUUGGCUUAUCUGAAAGAAUUGGAGAAGAGGGUGGCUGAAUUGGAGGGCCAUCACAGAAACAACGGUACUAAUGUUGAGUUGAGGGAUGUUGGUGUACAGACUGAUUCAAUUGAUGAGCUUGAUACGGAUACGCCGUCGGAUAAUAUAUGUAUGCUGUGGGAUCCUCGAGAUAAGUCGCCACCCUGGAAGCAGGAUUGGGUACCCGAGAUUAGUUUUUUAGCUUCACAAAGUCGGAUUUCAGGACCGUCUUCGCAAGUUUCGUUUACGGAUACGUUUACGUUGAGCGAUGAGACGUUAAACUUUUUACGACUGGAUAAGAGCUCUGUCUCUCCGUUGAUUGGGGAUGAUUCACCCUGGCUCACGGAGCUCUAUACGAAUAUCUAUUUCACAAUAACGCAUCGCGAGUGGCCUUUCCUUAACGAGUCGACGUGGAAAUCAUGGCAGAGCGAGCAUGUAUCAGAAGGAAGAGAGGAAUGGCGGAUUUUCUUUAUUCGCAUGGUUUAUGCUAUCGGUGCUUCAUUAUGCAGUACUAUGCAUCGAGAUCCUGCACACUCUACCCGCUCAAAGGAAUUGUAUACAUCUGCUAUGAGUUAUUAUCCACACGUUGUCGGUCACUCUUCGAUGGUCCUGCAGGUUCAGGCAUCGCUUCUCCUGAUCGUUUAUUCGUUACAUUCUCCAUCUUCAGAGGAGAUAGUGACUAGUGUCUCUUCGAUAGUGCCGUUUUGCACGGCCGCAAUGACGGAAAUAAGAAAAUCUGCUCGGGCAACUCGAGAUGGAGAGGUGACAGCUGCAUCAGGCGAGGUCCUGACCGAGAACAUGUUCAUCGCUUGCUACAUGUUGAAUGUCAUAAUUGCGUCUGGGUGGGACAGGCCGAUAUCCGAUGCGUACCAAGCAGUGGAAGAUGAUAUGUGCACACUAGGAGAUAUUAUUCAGCCCCCUCCGAACAUAAAUCCUGCACUCGCUCAUCUGUUUCGCCUGCGUAAAAUACAAACAAAUAUCAGACGAUCCGUUGAACGAGCUCGAUGGCAGAUCUCAGAAGAAAAAGAUGCCUUGAACUCUUCCUAUAAGGCUGCGCUGGAUGUAUGGCGACAGGAAAUCCCUCGAUACGGAACGCCAACAGUCUCAUGUGGCUAUUACCAUCCUAAUUGGAUGACAAAGCUGUACGAUUAUAGUAUUUUGAUGUUAUUAGAAGACAAGCAUAACUUCCUUGAUCAUGAGGGAACAGAAGAAAUCUUCUCAGCUGUUGUGCAAGUCUGUCUGAAAUAUCGCCGUUUACAAGAAGAAGGACAUGUGAUGUGUUUUACAUGGUCUGCGCUUGUGUAUCAAUUCCGAGCUGGAAUCAUGCUUCUGUAUCUGAUUUGGGCAACUAGACCCAUAACAGAUAGCGUAGAGAUUCAGCCGCAAAGUCCAACAUAUCACUCUCCCGAGGCAAUUGAAGCAUGUACGAAGAAUUUAGCUUGUUUUGCAGAACGCUGGGCCGAUGCCGUUCCAUAUUUGAAAAUUUUCGAGUUUCUGCAACAAAAGACACUCUGGGAUUUAGAUAUCACAUCUGAAACCCAUGUGGUGGCAUUGGAUGAGGCUGAAGCGUACCUCGAGCAACUGAAAGAAACCUAUCUUCAUCGAGCCAUUCUGGGAAUGGUGGAGGAUAUGAUGUACGGUGACUUUGCGCGAUUUGAAACACUACCGAGCGAAUUUAUGACAGGGAUAUUGUGA
This is a messenger RNA of Penicillium angulare, 1875 nucleotides long. RefSeq lists its product as uncharacterized. The transcript is spliced from 3 exons. Bases 1 to 1875 code for a protein of 624 amino acids. The record is from RefSeq and is a predicted model, not a curated record. Gene Ontology annotation, biological process: positive regulation of transcription by RNA polymerase II. NCBI's taxonomy places the organism in Eukaryota, Fungi, Ascomycota, Eurotiomycetes, Eurotiales, Aspergillaceae. Gene Ontology annotation, molecular function: sequence-specific DNA binding; DNA-binding transcription factor activity, RNA polymerase II-specific; zinc ion binding.